Zasmidium cellare ATCC 36951 is the source of this 930-nucleotide messenger RNA. RefSeq lists its product as uncharacterized. Gene Ontology annotation, molecular function: dioxygenase activity. The transcript has 3 exons. NCBI's taxonomy places the organism in Eukaryota, Fungi, Ascomycota, Dothideomycetes, Mycosphaerellales, Mycosphaerellaceae. The record is from RefSeq and is a predicted model, not a curated record. Bases 1 to 930 code for a protein of 309 amino acids.
AUGACUCCCCGCAAAGAAAUCCCCAUCAUCGACAUCAGCCCCUAUCUUGAUCCCUCAGCUUCACCAGAAGCCAAGAAGAAAGUCGUCGACGAGGUCAAGUCGGCGUGCUCGCAGUAUGGCUUUCUGCAAAUUGUUGGACAUGGUGUGCCAUUGGAGGCCCAGCGUGGCGUGUUGAAGUGCUGCAAGACGCUCUUCGAUCUGCCUGUUGAGCAGAAGGAGAAGUUGUCUCUCAAGAAUAGCCCCUCACGACAUGGCUACGAGCGUAUGAAGGAGCAGGUGCUGGAUAAGAAGGCUUUGGCGGAUGAUAAAGAAGGUUUCUACAUCGGCAAGGAAGAAGAGUAUGCGAAGGGGUUUAGACAGGGACCAAAUCAAUGGCCAACCCUACCCCUCGCCUCUUUCCGCGCCCCAAUAACAGACUACUACAACCAUAUGCUCACACUCGCUCGAAGUCUCCUCGAAAUGCUGGUCCUAGGCCUGGGCCACCCCAUCUCAGUCCUGGACUCAUUCACACAAGACCCCGUUCAAAACCUCAAACUCCUGCACUAUCCUCCUCACACCUCCAAGGAUCCGAAGCAAUUCGGCGCCGGUGAGCAUACGGAUUUCGGUGCCAUCACGAUGCUGCUCCAGCAGCCUGGCAAGGAGGGCUUGCAGGUGUAUUAUGCUCCCGAUGAUGAGUGGUUGCAUGUGCCUAGUGUGGAGGACAGGUAUGUGGUUAACAUGGGGGAUCUGGUGCAGAAGUGGACGAAUGGGGCGUAUCGCUCGACGGUCCACCGAGUCGUUAACGCUGCUGGGGAUGAUCGGUAUAGUGUUCCUUGCUUCUACGAGGGGAAUUUCAGCGCCAAGAACCCCUUCAAUCCGGAUGAUCAGAGUGGCGAGACGGUGGAGGAGCAUGUGAGGAAGAAGUUUGAUAGCAGCUAUGGUUUGAAAUGA